Molecule: messenger RNA, 1488 nt
Organism: Aegilops tauschii subsp. strangulata
Lineage: Eukaryota; Viridiplantae; Streptophyta; Magnoliopsida; Poales; Poaceae
Source: RefSeq, a predicted model, not a curated record
AUGGAAGAGGAGGAGGAGAACUCAGGCGCCAGCAGCUCCGCCUCGACACCAAAUGUUGGCGGGGAGGGGGCCUCUGCUUCCCAGCCUGAUACUGAUCCCCUCUCGACGGAUCGGGAGGACCUGGACACCGUCAUCGAGGACGUGGCCGAGGAGGCCGCGGCGGAGGCUGAGAAGACCGCUACCGAGGAGGCCGCCAGGGGCGCUGCCGAGGAAGUGGGCGAGGCCACCGCCAAGGGAGCCGGCAAGGCCACUGCUGAGGAGCCCGGCAAGGGAUCUACCGGGGAGGCCAGCGAGGAGACCGGGAAGGGUCCUUCCGGGGAGGCCAACGAGGCCGCCGCCGAGGAGAGGGAGGAGGUGGUCGAUGACCAGCCUUCUUCCUCAGCUGCUCCUGGUUUUGGCAAGUAUCUGAGGGUGGGCGAUGACUUGUUCGUCCACCUCUCAGAUGCAUCUAGCACCAGGGCACCAGUCGAGGGGGAGGUGUUUGACGGCGAAGUGCUUGCCGCCGUCGGACUUGAGGUCGUCGACGAGCCGAGCGCUGGCGGUGGCGGUCCCCAGGAGGAGCAGUUGCUCCAGGCCAUGGGUGCCAGCUACCGGAAGCUCCAGGCACUUCAACGCGCCCGCCUGGACAAGGUUAAGUCCAGGGCAGCGGUGGUGGAGAAGGCGGAAGCGGAUCUCCAGAAGCGUGUCGCCGAGACGCAGGACUGGUUCCGCCAGGCUCACGAGGAGUUGAGAACCGCUCAGGAGCUGGAGCAGAGGCACAGAGAGGCGCUCGAUGCUCAGGCUUUGGUCUACGCCGGUAGGGUGAAGGAGCUGGAGGUGGAGCGGGACGGGCUCAAAGGCCAGGCCCUGCAGUUGGCCGAGGAGAAAGACACGCUCAACGGCGCCCUGACGGAGGCGCAAGGCGCCAUCCUUGGCAAGGUUGAGCAGCUUUCCGAGGCCAACGACUCCAUCAAGGACCUGACGCUGAAGCUGGAGGCCCUUGAGGGGAUGCUCUCAGAGGCCAAGGCCCGGGAGGGGACCCUGGCCAAGGAGUUGGAGACCGAGAAGCGGUUGUGGAAGGACGAGGCCGCCAUCCACAAGGAUUUCGUGGACGGUGAGAACCGCUGGAUCGGCCUCCUCGAGGACGUCGCUGGCAGGAUCACCGCCCAGCUGGCCACCAUGGGUAUGCCAACUGUGAGGUAUGCUCCGGAGCGCAGCGGGUCCACCCGCGCCAAGCUGACUCUAUUCUUCGAGGUUGUUCUCGGUGCCUUGGAGCAGCUCAAGUCCAACCGGGAAAGCACCUUGGCCGACGAGUCCCGGCGGAUGUGCCUGGGCGCCAUGACCAAGGUCCUCACCAAGCUGGCCUUCUGGUACCCCGGCCUCGACUUCAACGACGCGGUGGACAGCUUGCCGGACGAUGCGGACCUCUCUGGGAUCGAGGAGCGCAUCGAGCCCGUCACCAGCUGCAUCAGCGGAAUCGAGAGGGUGGAGGGCCAGCGCCGGGACUAG